Molecule: messenger RNA, 1876 nt
Organism: Suillus subaureus
Lineage: Eukaryota; Fungi; Basidiomycota; Agaricomycetes; Boletales; Suillaceae
Product: cytochrome P450
Exons: 12
Coding region: 159-1823 (554 amino acids)
Molecular function (GO): iron ion binding; oxidoreductase activity, acting on paired donors, with incorporation or reduction of molecular oxygen; heme binding
Source: RefSeq, a predicted model, not a curated record
GCUAACUUUACCGUGACAGAUAGCCGCCUGAUGAAGCUUGAAGAUGCGAUCAGUGUAUGCCAGCGGGCAUUACCCUCGGGCAUCUCACCUGCCCUUUUGCUGCCCUGUGAUUAUCAUUUAAGAGCGGGCACUGAUCGAUCUUGUUAACAACCAUCAUCAUGAGUUUGUUGCAAAGCAAGCACUGGGGCAGGGAUGUUUGGCUUGCCUUCAAGGACAUUUUCCUCGUCUCGUCCCUGCCAGGCUCAGCGACACGUAUCUCGGUUUUGGUACUGGCGUCCCUCUAUCUCCUGCAAAUAUAUCGCCGAAAACAACGAACGACACCCAUACGAGGACCUCGGAGCCCAGGCUGGGUGUUUGGCUUCGCCAAGACUGUGCUAGAUUCCACCACUACAACUGAACUGUACGAACGUUGGGCCAGCGAGUACGGUCCAGUGUACAAGGUUCCGGGUAUCUUUGGACAGUCCAAGGUUAUACUAUGGGAUCCGAAAGCAAUCUCUCAUUUCUUUGCAAGAGACACAUGGUUGUAUAACCAAGUUCCGUUCAACAAGAACGUCGUUCGAGCAACGCUCGGAAGAGGAGUGUUAUGGGCCGAUGGUGAAAGUCACAAAAGGCAGCGCAGGGCCCUCAAUCCUGCCUUGAGCGCAGCUGCUAUUCGCAACUUGACAUCUGUUUUCCAUGAUGCUGCUCACAAGACAGCGACCGCUUGGGACGGUGAGAUAGAAUCGAACCAAAGAACUCACUGCGCAGUAAUUGAUGUUCAACGAUGGAUGAAUCACAUCUCACUCGACAGUGCGGGCAUAGCCGUCUUCUCCCAUGACUUUGGUGCACUCGAUGGAAAUGACUCCGAUGUCGUGCACGUCCUGAAUGCAUUUGGUUCAUCUGCCAAUUUUUCCAACAACUUGGUCAUAUUGGCACAAAACUUUCCUUCCAUCCUGAAGCUGCCAUUGCCUCGCACACAAUUCGCCCGAAAAUUUCGCCUGAUAAUUGGCAAAAUAUGCCAGGAGUUGUUAUCGCGGACACGCAAGGAAACGGAGACUGGCGGUGCUGCGCAAGGGGACAAAUCGUGUUUGGGUUUGCUCUUGAAAGCGGAGGGAUCUGGUGAGAGCGCGGGACUGACUCCACAAGAAGUAAUAGACGAGGCAAGGGUUCUCCUCCUCGCCGGCUUUGAGACCACUGCAGUUACCAUGACAUGGGCUUUGGUAGAACUCGCGCGGAAUCCAGACGUGCAGACGAAGCUUCGCGACGAGUGUCUGGAGUUCGGACCGACUCCCUCAUAUGACGACCUGGCGAAUAAGCUUCCCUACCUGGACGCGGUGGCAAACGAAGUUCUUCGCCUCCACGCACCAGUCAAAGAGAUCCCGCGAUCGGCUACGCAAGAAGACGUCAUUCCACUCAGCGAGCCUAUGCGCACAGCUGCCGGUAGCUUUACCGAGAGUGUAUGCAUUCCAAAGGGGACUGUGAUCGUCGUCCCGUUCGCUGCACUCAAUUGCUCUGUUAGCAUGUGGGGCCCUGACGCGAAGACGUUCAAACCUUCCCGGUGGUUCGAAGAGGACGAGGGUACUCGGGGGGCAAGAGAAGCCCUGCAUGGCUAUCGUCAUUUAAUGACAUUCGGUGAUGGAGCGCGGAUGUGCCCAGGGAGGCUAUUUGCGUUGACAGAGUUCAAGGCUGUGUUGUUCGUCCUUGUGCGAACCUUUGUGUUUGAGAUGGCAGAUGGCCCUGGAGUGCAGAUUGUGGAGGGUUUGGGGAUGUUACCAAGGCCGGGAGUGGUUGGGAGUGCUGAGGCUGGAAGUGUGCCCCUCCGGGUGCGUCGCUACGAGUUUUGAUUGCUCUGUAACUAUGUAAUGGUAUCGUAAGGAAACUGUAUGCUAACCUCAAA